Messenger RNA from Scheffersomyces coipomensis, 2276 nucleotides. RefSeq names its product SKN1/KRE6 family beta-glucan synthesis-associated protein. Bases 1 to 2175 code for a protein of 724 amino acids. The transcript has a single exon. Gene Ontology annotation, molecular function: glucosidase activity. The record is from RefSeq and is a predicted model, not a curated record. NCBI's taxonomy places the organism in Eukaryota, Fungi, Ascomycota, Pichiomycetes, Serinales, Debaryomycetaceae. Gene Ontology annotation, biological process: fungal-type cell wall organization; (1->6)-beta-D-glucan biosynthetic process. Gene Ontology annotation, cellular component: endoplasmic reticulum membrane; plasma membrane.
AUGGCUAGAGAUUUAACAUCCAAUAAUCCAAAUCAUCCUAAUAUACUGUCAUCUGAUGAUAAUAACUCAGAUUUAAACUUUGAAGCAUCCCAUAAUCAAUCUUCAAACCCUUUCCUUUCUCAAAAUGAAGUAUCAAAUGAUCCAAAUCAAAAUAGGUCUUUAUUAAUCGAUCAAAACUCCAUUAAUUCUUCUUCAAGAUAUUCCACUAACUCUGGUGUUCAACCUCCUUCAUCUUCAAAUAUUGAUAAUCAAUAUGGAAAAUUUAAUGCUUAUAGUGGUUAUUAUUCAAAAAAUGGUACUUCAUCUCAUUUAUUAUCUCAUGAAAAUAGUUCAUCUGAAGAUCAAAUCACAUCUCCAAAACAUCAAUCUUAUCUUAAUAUUCAAAAUUCUUCAUCCUUAAAUAAUAAUAAUAUUCAUGUUCCUCCAGAAUUCGAUAGAUAUCCUUCUAUGGCAGGUUCAAGAGUUGUAUCAACCACAAGUUUAUCAUCUCAUUUAUAUCCUCCUCAAGCUCAACAGCUUCAAAAUAGUCAAUCCCAAGCUACAUCCCAAUAUGGUGAUGAUGAUCAAUCUUCAUCAACUUCAAAUAAAUCAGCAUCAAAUCCAUUUUUAAAUAGUGGAGGGGAUUUUUCUCCAUUUGGUGGAUAUCCUGCCACUUCAUUCCCAUUACAUAUUGAUGAAAAGGAACCUGAUGAUUAUUUACAUAAUCCUGAUCCAAUUGCUGAUGCAGAAUAUGAUAAAAAUAGAUUUGCUCAUGAUUUUAAACAUAUGGAUAAACGUUCUAUCGGUGGUUUAAUUGGAUUUAUUGUAUUAUUUUUAGGUGCAUCAGCUAUAUUUGUCAUUUUACCUGCUUUAACUUAUUCAGGUAUAACUUCAGGUUAUAAACCUCAAGCUUAUGAAAUUUUAACUCAUUAUCAAUAUCCUUUAUUAAGUGCUAUUCGUACCGAUUUAGUCGAUCCUGAUACUCCUCAAGAUGCUUUAACUCAUAUAAGUAGAAAUGGUGAUACUUGGAAUUUAGUAUUUAGUGAUGAAUUUAAUAUUGAAGGUCGUACUUUUUAUCCAGGUGAUGAUCAAUUCUUUACUGCUCCAGAUUUACAUUAUGAUGCUACUAAAGAUUUAGAAUGGUAUAGUCCUGAUGCGGUAACUACGGCAAAUGGUACUGCCACUUUAAGAAUGGAUGCUUAUCAAAAUCAUAAUUUAUUUUAUAGAUCAGGUAUGUUACAAAGUUGGAAUCAAUUUUGUUUUACUCAAGGUAUGAUUCAAUUUUCUGCUCGUUUACCAAAUUAUGGUACUAUUUCAGGGUUAUGGCCUGGUUUAUGGACUAUGGGUAAUUUAGGUAGACCAGGUUAUUUAGCUACUACCGAAGGGGUUUGGCCUUAUUCUUAUGAAGCUUGUGAUGCUGGUAUAACUGCCAAUCAAUCAUCUCCCGAUGGUAUUUCAUAUUUACCAGGUCAAAGAUUAAAUAGUUGUACAUGUCCUGGUCAAUCCCAUCCAAAUCCUGGGGUUGGUAGAGGUGCUCCUGAAAUUGAUGCCAUUGAAGCUGAAGUUGGUACUUUACCAAAUGGUGAAUCAUUAGGAGUUGCAUCUCAAUCAUUACAAUUGGCUCCUAUGGAUAUUUGGUAUAUUCCAGAUUAUGAUUUUGUUGAAAUUUAUAAUUUAUCAAUUACUACUAUGAAUACUUAUGCUGGUGGUCCAUUUCAACAAGCUUUAUCAGCCACUACAACUUUAAAUGAAACUUGGUAUGAAAGAAGUGUUGAUGGAGUUACUAAUUAUCAACAUUAUGGUUAUGAAUUUCUUAAUGAUGAUGACACUGGUUAUAUUCAAUGGUUUGUAGGAAAUGAUCCUACUCUUACUGUUCAUGCUACUGCUUUACAUCCAAAUGGUAAUAUUAAUUGGAGAAGAAUUUCCAAAGAACCAAUGUCAAUUAUUAUGAAUCUUGGUAUUUCAAAUAAUUGGGCUUAUAUAAAUUGGCCAUCUAUAAAUUUCCCUGUCACUAUGUCGAUUGAUUACGUUAGAGUAUAUCAACCUGCUAAUGAAACCAAUGUCGGUUGUGAUCCUGCUGAUUAUCCAACUGCUGAAUAUAUCGCUCAACAUUUGAAUAUUUAUGAAAAUGUGAAUUUAACAUCAUUCGAAGAUGGUGGUUAUACAUUCCCAACCAAUAAAUUAACAGGAUGUUAGUCAUAUAUCAAACAAUUCUCCCCCAACAUAUUAUACUUUCUAUUUAUUAUUAUUAUUAUUAUUAUUAGGUUUGAUUUUUGUUUUAGUUUUUAAGGUUUAAC